This is a messenger RNA of Ipomoea triloba (trilobed morning glory), 1641 nucleotides long. RefSeq names its product mediator of RNA polymerase II transcription subunit 19a-like. The transcript is spliced from 7 exons. The record is from RefSeq and is a predicted model, not a curated record. Gene Ontology annotation, cellular component: mediator complex. Gene Ontology annotation, biological process: positive regulation of transcription by RNA polymerase II. Bases 411 to 1079 code for a protein of 222 amino acids. Gene Ontology annotation, molecular function: transcription factor binding; transcription coregulator activity. Lineage: Eukaryota; Viridiplantae; Streptophyta; Magnoliopsida; Solanales; Convolvulaceae.
UCCCUUUUCUUCCUUCUUUCAUUCUGGUCGGAGCGAAUAGUCUUUCAACUCUCUGGAACACGGGAAUUAGGGUUUAUUCACGGCGUGAAGACACACAUUCUCAACCGCGUAAGGUCGCCGGAGUUUUUUCGAAUUCUCCUCCGCACUUGAUUCGCUGCUUCGAGAACGUAUUCAAUUGGAUUGGAGCGACACCGGAGCGGGCGGGAGGGAGGGAGGGAGGGAGAGGAAUUCCGUGUUUCGCGGAGGCGAAUUGUCCCCGGCGGAUCUCUCACUGCAAUCGAAUGGUGUUGUGUUCUUCCACUACAUCCUGAGACUGAUAUCAUUGCUUGGAUAAACUCCACUUUUUCUGUUUGUAUCGAUCAAUCCAAUACCUGGCAAUUGUGUUCUGCUGACAUAUUUGAUGCAAAUAGAUGGAUCCAGAAAACAGAAAGUUUGGAAGAGGUCCCAGAGAACUUACAGGUGCUGUUGAUCUUAUUAGUCAGUUCAAGUUGUUGCCUCAUCAUGAGUAUUUCUGCAAGAGGCAACUUCCACUAUCAAUUUCAGAUACACACUAUCUGCACAACGUGGUUGGAGACACAGAAAUUAGGAAAGGCGAAGGAAUGCAAUUGGAUCAGCUUAUUGAGGAUGCUUCCUUUUCAAGAGAGAUGAAUGCAUCAAUAAAGCCAUUUGAUCUAGAUGUUCUGGGAGAAGCUUUUCAACUGAGGGAAACAUCUCCAAUUGAUCUGCCCUCUUCUGAAAAGGGUAUUCCAACUAUGGUGGGGAAAUCUAAGAGUGAGUCCAAAGACAAGGAGAAGAAGCAUAAAAAGCACAAGGACAAGGACAAAGAUAAGGACAAGGAUAAAGAUAAAGAACAUAAGAAGCAUAAACAUCGUCACAAGGAUCGAAGUAAAGACAAGGAUAAAGAUAAAAAGAAAGAUAAAAGUGGCCAUCAUGAUUCUGGUGCCGAGCAUUCAAAGAAGCAUCAUGAGAAGAAAAGGAAGCAUGAUGGAGAGGAAGAUAUCAAUGAUCACAAGCACAAGAAAAGCAAGCACAAGAGCUCAAAAAUUGAUGAAAUGGGUGCAAUAAAGGUAGCAGGCUAACAAGCAGCAUGACUGGUGUCCAUUGUUUUUUGUCCUCAGAUUUAGCAGUUGAGAAUUUGAAGGGAACCUUCUACUAACUAUUAUGAAAUUUUUCUGAGAAUAGUGUACGGGCUAAUGAAAGAUUUCUGAUAACAUGAACUGUCCUGUUGAAGUAGAUUAACGGAGUAGCAACCUGUGCAAACAAACCAUGCAUCACGGAAUAUGAUCCCUUCAUAUGGCACUCGUGACAGAUUGUUUUUCAUGAUGCUGUUAUCCUCCUCGCUUAAUCUAAUCUAAAUCUGAAGGCUUACUAUUAGGCGAACCAGUUGGAGCUAUUGGGUAGAAGGCAGAGGAUGAGAUGACUGCCAUUUAUUAUUUUCCAUUAAGCUUGGGGAUCUGGUUUCUGAUCUUCAAUUUGUAGAUAUUUGUUAGGUUUCUCUUUCAUUUUUGGGGUGGGGGAUUUGUUUCUAGUAUGGGUUCUCUCAUGUACUCCUAUAGGACUCUCUGAUUGUUGCAACAGAUGUUCUUGUUGUACAUACUUCUAGAAAGAAAUCAAAAUGAAGUCAUUGUUUCUGAUGCCAAA